AUGGCAGAAAUCAAGCCUGUGGCCGCGGCAUCUCCAGAGCCUAAGCUUGAAACCCUCACGUGGAUUGAAGUGACUCGCUACGCCGAAGAAGUACUUGCGCGGUUCGAGAAUGAUGAAACCACCUUCAAACGAUGGGAAGUCAAAGUGGUGUGGGAAUACUGGCGUGGUUUUGAGAUGAUGGGCAUCAACCCAAGUCUUACCGUUUUGAAAUUCAUGCAAGACCUGGUCAUCCCAUUCGCAUCCUCUCGCGUUCGUUCACGACUGCAAUGCCACACUCGGUACGAAAAGGCCACCGGAGCAGAUAAGUCCAAAACGUACAAGAUCGAAACGCCCGUGGAUGAGGGCCCUGAGAUCUUGUAUCGCAAAGGCUUCACGCCAGAAGCCACGACUCCACUGAAUGAACCCACCGUGGAAAAUGAGCCAGAAUCCAUUCCAGGUUCCAUCCCCGCGGAAACGAGACCGAGUCAUCAACCUAUUCAGUGGGACCUGGGAGCGCACAUGAGAGCAACAGCAGCGAGUCAAUCUGCAGCUCAUCAGCCUCGCCCAAAGCCUGUCGAGUCAUCAAAGGCCUCAGAGUCCACAAAUUCCUCAACUUCGGUUGUCACGGUAGAGCGCGUCAAAUCUGACUCCUCUACUUCCAUCCCUUUCGACAAUGUGCCUGUGGCACAGACCAUCAAGAAUAUCCUGAAUGCUCCGAUAUCAAAGUCCAAGCUUGUUGCACCUGGGCCCUCGGUCUCCGGCAGGUUUCCAGCCCCAGCUGCUUCUCAUGUCGAUGGGCGUCCGGAGAUGAUAAGAAUUGUGUGCAACGGCGAGGAGGAACUCGUUGGUGCAGAAGACCUGGUCACAAACAACUACCUGUUGCGAUCAACCAUCGACUCGCUCAAUACAACCAUGACCUCGAUGCAGGCAAUCAUCAAAUCUCAGCAGGGUCAGAUUGACAAUCUGAGUGGGUACAUCGAGUCGCAGCAUGCCAGAAUCAGAGGUCUCAACGAGCAGAUUGGUAUUCUGUCGGGACAAAACUAG
Messenger RNA from Penicillium diatomitis, 1023 nucleotides. RefSeq lists its product as uncharacterized. The record is from RefSeq and is a predicted model, not a curated record. The transcript has a single exon. NCBI's taxonomy places the organism in Eukaryota, Fungi, Ascomycota, Eurotiomycetes, Eurotiales, Aspergillaceae. The coding region runs from base 1 to 1023 and encodes 340 amino acids.